AUGAGACGGCUCUGCCUCUCCGUCACCCUUCUCGUCCUCCUGGUCACCCUGGUGGCCAGCACCCUGGGGGGUAAACACAAGAGCCAUGCCAAAGGUUCUCGGCCUGCCUUCUGCCUGGAGCCUCAUUACACGGGUCCCUGCAGGGCCCGGAAGAUCAGGUACUUCUACAACGCCAAGUCUGGGCACUGCGAGAUCUUUAUAUAUGGAGGCUGCCGUGGGAAGAAGAACAACUUCCUGACAGCAGAGGAUUGCAUGAAGACCUGCGGUGGUCAUGCGGGGAUCCGGGGGAGGGAGGUGGGGAAGGAGGAGUGGACAAGGGUCCAGCUGCAGCUGGUGGAGCUGCACCCGGCCAGGAAGCAGCUUAGGUUCCUGGUUCCCACUGGGGCCAGGGUGACACCUGAUCCCCGGGGACUGGGAAAUGGCAAAGGUGGCAGCCAGCCGGCCUGCCUUGUCCGCUGA
This is a messenger RNA of Eubalaena glacialis (North Atlantic right whale), 459 nucleotides long. Its product is annotated as spleen trypsin inhibitor I-like. The record is from RefSeq and is a predicted model, not a curated record. Bases 1 to 459 code for a protein of 152 amino acids. NCBI's taxonomy places the organism in Eukaryota, Metazoa, Chordata, Mammalia, Artiodactyla, Balaenidae. The transcript has 3 exons. Gene Ontology annotation, molecular function: serine-type endopeptidase inhibitor activity.